GCUGCUUAAAAUUUCCAGCACGUGGCUUGAUCGAAUCACUCGUUACUUAUUUCUAACUCUCCACCCUUGUCGCGUCGCAAUGAGCCGCGUCAAAUCUUACCUCUUCUGGAGCACAUUCCAGGCUCGCCAACUCGUCCGGAAUGUCCUAAUGAAGGAGCCCCAAUUCGGGAUGCACCACCAACAGCUAUUCAACGAGAUCGUCCGGCAAUACCCACACGAAAAGCUCCCUACACACCUCAUACCCCUCCAAGCCGAGCACACCCGGGGUCCCCCAGUCCACGGCGGGGAAUACGGCAAACCCGAACCAGCACUAGCAGACCACCCCGUCCGGUCCAUGAGAUACCUCAAAAAGGUAAUCCUCGAAGACAUGCUCCGCCUCAACGAAGUCGAAAAAAUCAUCCUCACCCCCGACCGCGACGCCAAACGGACAAAAACCAACGCUCUCUACGUCAAGCACCCCGGGCCUAUCAACGCCACGCAGAUGUACCGCUGGCGGGUCGUACCCGGCUCUCAACCGGCGGAGGUGGCAGAUCCCGACCCGGAGGAGAUGUUCGAGGCGAGACGCGUGGAGGCGUGGAAGAAGAAGGUGCAGGAGAAGAAUAGGCUGCUGCCUCCGGAUUUGAGGAUUUCGACGAGGCAUCCUCCGCCUCCUAAACGUGAGAUGUGGCUCCGCGAGAGGGAAGCGCGGGACAAGGGAAUAGACGAUCCGUUCGUGUACAAGGACGACGUACGGAACCCUCACAUCCUCUCGAACGCAAAGAGCGAAUACCAGAGGUCUAGUACUUCAAGACGGCCCGAAGGAGUCGACCAUGACAUCGAGGAACAGGACACCUUUUCGAGCUCGCCCUCAAGACAGAACCCAAACGACGACAUAUACGAGGACUCUGAAGAUGGCGGGCUUGAGGACCUUGAACCCGAACCUGCCUCGAGUGUCGAAGAGGCCGACGAAGCUGGGGAGCAAGCAGUCUAUGAUGCACUCUUCGCAUCAGACUCCGAUAUCGAAGAGGACGAAGACGAAGACGAAGACUACACACGCACCAUCCCAUCCUACCGCCAAGGCAGCCUGAAUCAUCGUCGAGAAUUCUCUCUCGCCGCUGGACAGAACGCGCCUCCUGAACCGGAAUCACGCGAAAACCCCAACCUCAGCAUCCCUCCCUUCCCAAAAUUCAACGAGCACGAAAUCCCCGGCCUCAGCGACAAGGAGAGGCAGCGACUGGAAUCAUGGCGGGAGACUUUCCGGCAAGGGGUAGAGGAAAAAAUCCAAAAGAUGAAACGAGAUCCCGCGAACCCCAUGAUCAAAUUACUGGAAGAUCAGUACGACGCUGAAGACAAACCCUCCCAGGAUGAGGGCCCGCAGAUAAAUUUCCUUAGGCAUGGGUUACAUUCGACUGUUUAUAAGAGACCGAGUAAACCUCGGACCCCGUACAAGGAAUCUGAACUGGAGGGAGAGGACAUGACACCUAGCACUCGACAAAGGCCAUCGUCCCCAGAUACAAAACCGGAAGGCAGCUCAACAUCCAGCGACCCCUCCCCACGCUCACAGAUAACCUUCCUCAAAAUAGAGCCCUACGAGAGGUCCCGGAGACCUCGAAAACCUCCCAAAGAACCCGAACCCGAGCGCUGGGAUCGAGACCUGCCAGAGGAUAUCCUCCCCCCAGCGAUUGACGUUCGGAAAGACGCCCCUAUGCCGAUACCAGACGUAACAGUGCGUAUCGGUUCCACAGUAGACGUCAGACACAGUCGCGCGACCCGCCUAUACGAAUCUCUAGCUCGAAAAUCCUCCACGGGGCCCUUUGCGGUACCCAAGCUCAUAAUUGAAAGGGACCCUGCUACGCGUCCGUCAAAAGGGGACUAUCUCCGUUCUUCGACUCCCCGUGGGCCUGGGGAUCCAAGGAAUCCGAAUCGGAGAGUUGGAGAUGCGGAAGAAAUAGAUGAUAUGCUGGACUAAUAAUACUUUCCACUCCCUAAUAAGAAAGAAUAUCCCACGCUGAUAAGAUAAGCGG
This is a messenger RNA of Desarmillaria tabescens, 2003 nucleotides long. RefSeq lists its product as uncharacterized. The coding region runs from base 80 to 1948 and encodes 622 amino acids. The transcript has 19 exons. NCBI's taxonomy places the organism in Eukaryota, Fungi, Basidiomycota, Agaricomycetes, Agaricales, Physalacriaceae. The record is from RefSeq and is a predicted model, not a curated record.